Messenger RNA from Drosophila nasuta, 3293 nucleotides. RefSeq names its product Tondu-domain-containing Growth Inhibitor (gene Tgi). The coding region runs from base 923 to 2800 and encodes 625 amino acids. The record is from RefSeq and is a predicted model, not a curated record. The transcript has 3 exons. NCBI's taxonomy places the organism in Eukaryota, Metazoa, Arthropoda, Insecta, Diptera, Drosophilidae. Gene Ontology annotation, biological process: negative regulation of DNA-templated transcription. Gene Ontology annotation, molecular function: transcription coactivator binding.
GAAAUACAAAAAAAGAAGUAGCAAACACAGUUAAAGCUAAAAAGUCGAAAGAAUCAGAAACUGAAUCGCUGUCGCGUAUUCGUAUUCGUAUCGUUACCUGAAAGCUGAAAGCGAAACUGGCGCUCAAGUUCAGCGAGCGAAUCGACGUCGCUGCCGCUGUCGACGUUGUCGUUGUCGCUGUCGCAGCCGUUACCGUUUACCGCGCUGUCGCCGCCGUUGUCUCCGUCGAUUUCUAUGCAAAUUAUUACUCAGAAACAUAUAUAAAAAGCGUGCUAUUUUUAUUUCGCUAAAUGUCGACUUGAAGCGCCGCCGCCGUCGUCGCCGUCGUCGUUAUUGUUGCUGCUGCAGUGGCAGAAACUGUGACGGGAACGGAGAUUGGAACGGGAACACCGCCGCAACAGGGAACGCGGGGAUUGUAACCCGAGACUCGCGCUAAGUUGAGUUGACUUGAGUCGAGUCGCUCUCCUCGACAAACACAGAUUGUAUCUGAAUCUAUAGUGCUUGUGUCUAUGUGUGUGUCUGUGUGUGUGUGUGAGUGUAUCUGGCGCAAAAAGUAAUCAUAAACCAAGCGAAAACGUGAAAUGGAAAAAGUAAGCAGCGCUAAAAGUCACUCAUAAAAAAAGAGAAGCAAACACAAAAAAAAACCAAACAAAACAAAAGAAAUAAAGAAAAAAAAACGGCCGCUUGCCGUCGCCGUCGAUCGACAAUCGACAGACAAACAACAAACGUCACUCGUCAACGAUAUCAGCUCGUGUUGUCGUUCCCCACCAACUCCACCUCUGCCAACUCUGCAGCUCCAUCAACGCGAUUGUGAUUUGUAACUGUGACUGAACGAAGGAUUAGCAAGUAAUCGAUAUCCUCUGAGCAGAACUUGACAAGUGCAAAUAAAUCGAUUUAUAUCGAUAGACGAAUAAUUAUUACUAUGGAUUAUCUGUGCAUACUGAAUGCCUUCGAGCAGAAUUGUUAUCGCAUCAGGGAAAUCGAGCGAUUGGCCACCGCUGUCGCCUCCGUUUCCCAGCAUCCCGCAUCGUCAUCGUCAUCAUCAUCGGCCAGCAGUAGUGGUGCCUCCGUCUCUGCAUCAUCAUCGUCGGCAGCAUCCUCAACCGCAAGCUCGCCCACAUCGGCAACAGUUGCUGCCGCUGCCGCUGUGGCUGCUGCUGCACCAUCAUCGUCGACGUCGCGCCACUUUCCGGCUUCUUUUGCUCACGCAGCAGCGCUGGCGGCAACGCAACAACAACUGCAGCAUCGUCUUGCAGCGGCUGCCUAUCAGCAACAGACGGGACAGACGGCCGAGUUUCCUGUCCAAUCGCCACUCUUUUAUCAGCAACAGCAGCAACAACUUCAACAGCAGCUGCUGCCUGGAGCUGCGCAUCAGCAGCAGCAACAGCAUCAAGCGGGAAUCGUGGCUUCAUCUCAGCUGCAGCCAAACUCGAACUCCAAUAUGGCCAACAGUUUGCUAUGGCAGCCUUGGCGGGACUUGCAACAAGCAGCGGCCAUGCAUCAUCAGCUCUUCAAGCAGCAGCAACAGCAGCAACAACAACAGCAGCAGCAAUUGCACAAAGAAACGCGCCUGACGUCAAAAGAGCUGCCAACCACCAAGUGGCGUCGUGAGCGUCGUCAACGUGCCGCCGCCGUCGAGUAUCAAGUUCACGAUGCAGGCCAAACAGAGCGGGAACGAGAGCGGGAAAGGGAAAGGGAACGGGACAGGGACUCUUCCGAUAUGGACAGCCCGAUUGACAUGUCUGUGACGUCCAGCACGGUGAAGCAUCAGCGUGCCUCUCCGCCGCCGCCGUAUCGCGAACCCCUGGCGGGUGCGAGUAGCCAAUGCUAUGCGGCGAGUCGUCCCAGCGUCAUAACCCAAGCGCCGCCCAAGCGAGAGCCUCUCGAGCCGCUGCAUGCGCAUUCGCAUCGCGAGCAGGAAAAUCGCAGCACGGAGUCGGAUCCUAUUUGCGACAUCGAUGAGCAUUUUCGGCGCUCCCUGGGACCGGACUAUGCGGCGCUACUGAAGUCGCCAACACCCAGUUCGCCCACACCAUCGCCGCAACCACAGCCACAACAACAACAACAACAACAGCAGGCACAACAACAAUCACAGUCGAUGUCGGUGACGGUGACGGGCAAUGGAACACCCAUGCAACAGCAACAGCAGCAGCAGGCGCAGCAGAUCUCGCCACAUGGUGGAUAUCGUCAUCAGCCAGCAAUUUACCAGCAACAACAUCACUCGCCAUUGUCACUGCCGCUGCCGUUGUCGUUGCCAUUGCCGCUGCCGUUGCCGCUGACCAAGCUGGGCUUGCCCACCGUGCACUCACCCACCGCAUUGCAUUCGGCACCAGUAUCGCCGCAGCAACAUGAACUGCCGCCACCGCAGGAGGAGCCGCUAUCGUUGUCGCCGUCACCAGUUCGCGCAGCAUCCGCUUCGCCGCCUUCUCCGCCACCGCCGGCUCAGCCACCAGCGCAGCCGCCGACGUCGGGCGGUGCCGGUCAAAUCUUGGAUAUGCCGAUACCGAAACGUGAACGCGCCCUGGACACACCGCAUCAUACUCCUCCCAGAUAUAAUACGCCACCGCCAGCCUAUGGCAGCGUGCUGGCGUCGACGCCAACGCCGCCCACAAUGCCAGCGAUUAUACGCGUGAAAGCCGAACCGGGAUUGGCAGCUGCAUCAUCGACGCAUACGCCUCCCGCCUCACCCACCUCUUCCACGAACAUUUCGAUAUUCACGAAGCCCGAAGCAUCCGUUGAUGACCACUUUGCCAAGGCGCUGGGCGACACUUGGAAAAAGUUGCAGGGCCACAAGGAGUAAGCUAAGCGGACGUGGUGAUUAGGCGACUUUGUUGUGGCGCACGAAGAUGAACAACUCAAAAGCUGUUUUUAUUAAUUUUUUUUAAUUUCAAACUACACAAUUUAUGUUUAAAGAUCUCAUUACAAUGUGAAAAUUCUUCAAAUGCGAGUGUAUUACAAGUUUCUUAUAAUGAUUUUACUAUUUGCUUAUGAUUAUGGAUGUGGAAAAAGCGUAUACGUACAAGUGACAAAAUUGGUAUUCUUAAUGCAUAGUUGCAUAGAUAGACUAAUCCUUAACAUAUAUUUAUAUGUAAAAAUAUAUAUAUUUACCUACAUAUAUUCAUAAUAUUUCAUAAUUCUAAAUUAUGAACUUAUUGUUAGCUUAUGAUUACCCAAAUGAAUCCUAUACAAAUUAAAUUUAUCGAGUGACAAAUACACAGACUCUCUAAUAAUAUAUGCACUCUAUUACCACCUAAGCGCAAAAUCAACAAUAAAAACAUAUUGAAAAUCUAAAA